AUGGUUCUUCACCAGUUUGACUACAUCUUUGCCAUCGGCAUCAUCUUUGCUUUCCUCGAUGCCUGGAACAUCGGUGCCAACGAUGUCGCCAACUCGUUCGCGACCUCCGUCUCAUCGCGGUCGCUGACCAUGAUGCAGGCUAUGAUGAUUGCAACAGUCAUGGAAUUUGGUGGUGCCGUUCUCGUAGGAUCCCGAGUGUCGGAUACCAUCCGUAACGGGAUCAUCUCGACCUCCAAGUUCACCAAGGAGCCAGCUGCCCUUAUGCUGGGAAUGAUGUGCGCCCUAGUCGGAUCCUCUUUGUGGUUGACCUUUGCUACUAAGAUGGGUAUGCCCGUUUCAACAACCCACUCCAUUGUCGGUGCUAUCAUUGGCGUUGGUAUUGCUACUCUCGGAAAAGAUGGUGUGCAAUGGCCUACAAUGAUGGCAAGGGUGUUGCGGGUAUUGUCAGUGCCUGGUUCAUUGCCCCAGCUAUUGCCGGAGGUUUUGCUAUCAUCUUUGAAUCUCGACGAAUUGAGCACUGGACAGGUCCUUGGCGCCAUCUUCGGUGUUGCCGGCGGUGUCGUAUUGUUAUAUGGCAUUUUCUUCCUGCCAUUCCUUUACCGUAAGCUCGAACUUGAAGAUUGGCAGUUGAGGACCUGGGAGGUUAUCUACGGUCCUCUCCUUUGGAAGCGUGGGCCCGUCCCACCCCGUCCAGAGGGCACUGCCGUUGUCCAGGACUACUACAGAGGCCACAAGACAAAGGCUGAUCUCACUACUACCCGUGGAGCUGCCGAUGAUAUUGAACACGCUGCCGCUCCUCAGACCGACGCACAGAGCUCCGAGGAUGGCAUCAAGCGUGGCUCCAGCGAGGCCUCACCCGCCGAGAAGAAUGGAGAACAGACCCUUGAGGCUCAUGAGCAAGAGGCUCUGGGUCCAUGGUAUACCCCCCGCAACCUCUUCGUUAAGGCCAAAUACUCCUUUUUCCGUGGUGUCGACCGGGACGCUGUUUCUGAGCAGAACGCCACUGACGCUACCAACUUCCUUGCCGGAGACCUGGACAAGAUGCACGCUCAAGUCAAGCACUACGACAACAAAACUGAGCAUCUCUACUCCUUCCUCCAGGUCCUGACCGCUGCCACUGCCUCGUUCGCCCAUGGAUCCAACGACGUCUCUAACGCCAUUGGACCACUGACCACAAUCUAUCUUGUCUGGGAUACUAACACCAUCGCCAAAAAGGCCAGUGUGCCAAUUUGGAUUCUUGUUUUUGGCGGUGCUGCUAUCAGUAUUGGUCUCUGGACUUACGGAUAUAACAUGAUGCGUCAGCUUGGUAACAGACUUACUCUGCACUCUCCUAGCCGUGGUUUCUCCAUGGAACUUGGUGCAGCUAUCACCGUCAUUCUGGCCAGUCAACUCGGCCUUCCCAUCUCAACUACACAGUGUAUCACCGGCGCUACUGUUGGCGUUGGUUUCUGCUCCGGAACCUGGAAAGCCGUUAACUGGAGAAUGAUUGCCUGGAUCUACCUUGGAUGGUUCAUUACCAUGCCAGUCGCUGGUAUCAUCUCGGGUUGCCUUAUGGGUAUCAUCAUCAAUGCCCCUAGAUGGUCUGGUGUCGGUGCUUAG
Messenger RNA from Trichophyton rubrum CBS 118892, 1599 nucleotides. RefSeq lists its product as uncharacterized. Gene Ontology annotation, cellular component: membrane. The record is from RefSeq and is a predicted model, not a curated record. NCBI's taxonomy places the organism in Eukaryota, Fungi, Ascomycota, Eurotiomycetes, Onygenales, Arthrodermataceae. The transcript has 5 exons. Gene Ontology annotation, biological process: phosphate ion transmembrane transport. Bases 1 to 1599 code for a protein of 532 amino acids.